Hibiscus syriacus is the source of this 715-nucleotide messenger RNA. RefSeq names its product E3 ubiquitin-protein ligase RHA2A-like. The transcript has a single exon. The coding region runs from base 117 to 620 and encodes 167 amino acids. Gene Ontology annotation, biological process: protein ubiquitination. Gene Ontology annotation, molecular function: ubiquitin protein ligase activity. The record is from RefSeq and is a predicted model, not a curated record. Lineage: Eukaryota; Viridiplantae; Streptophyta; Magnoliopsida; Malvales; Malvaceae.
UCUUUUCCAUUAUCUUACACUCAGCCUUUUUCAAUCCAUACACACACAAACAUAUAUAUUCUCUAUAAUUUACUUCCCAUCCAAAACCCUAAUUUUUGUUUUCUGAAAUUAAAAGGAUGGGAUUACAAAGCCAGCUAAACGACGUGUCCUCAGAUUCGAUCCCUCUUCUCCUCGUAGCCAUAAUCGCCAAGUGCGUCGGUUAUCUCCGCCGUCUCCUCUCGGGUUUCCUCCACGCGAUUGGGCUGUUCCCUUGCCCUGACCAGACCGCUACCACCAUCGACGACGUCGGACUCCUGGGUUCCGGUCUUGCCACCCUAAUGGUACUCGCGGAGCAGCUCAACCUAAACAAGACUUUCUCCUACAAAUACCGCGGCGGUGCCGGGGGAGGAAAGGGCUCCGAUUGUAUCGUGUGCCUGUGCGGGCUGAGAGACGGGGAACAGGUGAGGAAACUCGAUUGCUGCCGCCACGUGUUACAUAAGGAUUGUUUUGACGGUUGGCUGGAUCAUCUCAAUUUCAAUUGCCCGCUCUGUCGAUUCCCUCUCAAAACCGAUCAUCAGCGCGUCGGUUGCACGCGUAGGCGCGUCGGUCAAGAUUUGCUCUCCUGGUUUUCUUCAGCCUGAUUCCUCCCCCCUUCUUCUUGGCGUACGAUUCUCUAUUUCAAUCAACGACUGUUUUGAGAGGGUUGUUUGGCAACUUUCUUUUCUUAGAACUAUUU